Capsella rubella is the source of this 648-nucleotide messenger RNA. RefSeq lists its product as uncharacterized. Bases 1 to 648 code for a protein of 215 amino acids. Lineage: Eukaryota; Viridiplantae; Streptophyta; Magnoliopsida; Brassicales; Brassicaceae. The transcript is spliced from 4 exons. The record is from RefSeq and is a predicted model, not a curated record.
AUGGCCAAACCAGGAAACGCAGUGCCAUCAAAAAUAAGAGAAAGCACAAGGUUUUAUCCUUAUUUCAAGGAUUGUGUUGGCGCUAUUGACAGAACACAUAUUCCUACUAUGAUUGUUGGAAAUGAAACUGCUAGCUAUCAGAAUCGAAAAGAAAUUUUAUCCCAAAAUGUGUUAGAUGCAUGCAACUUUGAUUUAGAAUUUAUAUAUGUCCUUAGUGGAUGGGAAGGUUCAGCUCACGAUGCAAAAGUGUUAAAUGAUGCUUUGACAAGAAUUAUCAAUAGAUUUGAAUUUCCUCCAGAGGGAUCUUGUGAUGAACAAGGUGUUGUCCAAACAAAUAGUGGUGGUGAUCAAUUCCUUGGUACACAAAAAAAACAAAGAGAAUAUGCUAACGAGUGGAGAACAACAAUUGCUACAUCUAUGUGGAAUGAUGCUAUCAUUAGUGGAUUUCAACGGGUCAGUAAACAAGUCUUUAGGCUUCCAGGACCUAGCAAACUGGUCGUCGAUUAUGGAUGGGCUCCAUGCCUAGUGAGAGGACGUGAAGCCCAUAAAGAGAAGUGGGCACAUGGACUGGUGGUGAACGUGGGGCCCACUGGAGAGGUGACAGUAGGGACGUUACAUGAACACCUCGAACGACGAUCUCCUCCAUAA